AGAUGGGACAGGUUUGCCUGCCACACGGAGCUGGGCAAACUCAAGACGAUUUUGUAAGAGAGAGCAAAGGUUCACCUGUUUGAGAGGUGGAAGAAGAGAUGAACAAGCAAAUCCUACUUCCCCAGAGAGAAUAAACACGGAUUCUAUGUUUGCCUGUGAGACGCAGAUUCUGCGGCAGCUGGCUGUACUGGUGAUGUGCCAUGGAUUAACAGUGGGUCAGAUCAUGUCACAGCACUUCCUUGUUCAGAGAGCUCUGUCCUGGCACCAGGCCCGGGAGUUUUGCCAGAGGCACUAUGUAGACCUGGCUGUCCUGAGCACUGAAGAGCAAUAUUUCAGCCUCCUGAAUGCUACUGCUGCUGAGAAAGUCAGCUUCUGGCUGGGUCUGCAGCGCCAGAGCACCUACAGCAUCUGGAAGUGGGUGGAUGGGCAAGAGCUGAGCUAUGAUCACUGGUACAGGGAAAAUUAUGAGGCCCGCUGUGCAAGUUUGGAGACGGUCCUGCAAAAAGACAAGCUGCUGGCUCGCUACUGUGUCGAGCCACACAGAUCUGUCUGUCAGGGUCCAGUUUCUCCACAGGAAGUGACGGUGGACUCGGUGGGGACGGAUCACGUCACUCUCACCUGGAAUGUGUCUGCGUUUAUGCAGAUGACACCACACAGUUACACAGUGACAGCAUGUACCACCAUAUGUGACACGUUCUUUUACCCCUACACGCCCGGCUCCACCUCCACCACUAUCAGCAUCUCCAACCUGACCUCAGGCACUGAGCUCUUCAUUGGUGUUGCUGCGUCUGUUGUCCGGCCUGACAACAUGACUGGUGAAAAUGUCACCCAUCAAAGUGGCUUUACAACUGUAAAAGUCAAGACAGCAUUACCUGGUCCACAGUACAAAGUGAGAGUCACCCUGCUCAAGUUGUUCAAGCUUUUGUCUCUGGGUCCUCCACUUUGGGUUCUAUAUCGUAUCCUCAAGAAAGACGCUACUAAGCUGUCAAACCCUGAACCCUUCUCAGAAGACUUCUCUACUGAAGACACCAUCGUUGAACUGAUCCCCGAGGAGGAGGGUGGCAAAUAG
Messenger RNA from Myripristis murdjan (pinecone soldierfish), 1069 nucleotides. RefSeq lists its product as uncharacterized. Lineage: Eukaryota; Metazoa; Chordata; Actinopteri; Holocentriformes; Holocentridae. The record is from RefSeq and is a predicted model, not a curated record. Gene Ontology annotation, molecular function: protein binding. Bases 146 to 1069 code for a protein of 307 amino acids. The transcript is spliced from 5 exons.